Molecule: messenger RNA, 5371 nt
Organism: Trichosurus vulpecula (common brushtail)
Lineage: Eukaryota; Metazoa; Chordata; Mammalia; Diprotodontia; Phalangeridae
Gene: NPY5R
Product: neuropeptide Y receptor Y5
Exons: 9
Coding region: 2042-4426 (794 amino acids)
Biological process (GO): G protein-coupled receptor signaling pathway
Cellular component (GO): neuron projection; plasma membrane
Molecular function (GO): neuropeptide Y receptor activity; neuropeptide binding
Source: RefSeq, a predicted model, not a curated record
GUUGGCGCUUCUGGGAAAGAGGGCAAUGAGUCGGUGGUUUUUUAGAGGCCUGACCGCUAUGCUGUAAAACGCUUUUGUAGCUUAUUUCACCAGAUUUUUUCUGAUGCCGCUAUAUUGACAGUGUGUACCUUUCUUUCAGAAUCUAUAGAGAGGAGCAGCGGUGUCCGAUGCGAUCUUGGAACGUUGCCGGGAGUGUGGAGAUCGGUAGGCCGCCUUUUUCCAGCGACCCCUCUUACGCAGGAUGGGUGGGAUGCCAUUGCCUAGGAAACGUAAAUAUGGACGCUUAGCAGGGGAAGCUGAGAAGUGCUUACGUGGUGAGGGCAGCACUUUCUGGUUCCCUGUCAGGGCAUCAUUCCGGCCACAGGCAAUUACACCUUAACACGGACAUACAAAAUCUUUCAGGAGGAAGACAUUGGGAACUUGUUCUCAUUUAGGUGGCUACCAGUGGUUUGAUUGCAGCCGGGAGAGCCAGUGAUUUGGGCCCUGGAACAGGAGCUGAAUUGGUCCUAUACCUUCAGGAAUGGCUUCUCCAGAUUCGACCCCUAUUCAAGAUGGCUGAAGUUGAUGACAGUCUGAUCUCUGAAAACUAAGGAUCGGAUCAGCCACAAGUGGUCUGUGCUGUUGGACUCCUCGGACAACACCCCAUCACCACCACCGACUGGGAUCAGGCACCGCAUCUCCAGAGCUGGGUUAGACCUAGACUGGCCUUGAGUAGGAGGUGAGGUCGAUGCCACCUUGUGGCCGAAAUUAUGAAGAGCUGGGCAACUUGAUGCGCAUAGUAGAGUGUUUACCGACCGCAAAAUCCAGGGGAAUUGUCAGACGGAUAAUAGUAAAUAAGAUUUCUUUGCUUGCAAUCGCACCUCUACAUACCGUACUUCCCCUCGGCUGUCGAGCCCCAAACGCCUUUGGCUCUCCGAGGCUACCUCUCGGUCAAGGUCAGUAAGGCGCUCACACACACUGUGACCGCCACUUCCUAGCCGAGAAAACACCGGACCCUGGGAAGUAAGGGCAGUGGAUCCAGGACAAGACAUCUUUCUUUCCCUUAGACCGAGAAGGCCGAAUUGACCCUAGGGCACACUCUUAGACGCAAAGUUAGGGCACCAACUUGAUUUUUGUCCUUUAGCAUAGGUGCUUUAUUUUUUGGGGGGAGGGGUAGCACUGUAUAUAGAAGGGAUCCCUCUCUACGCAGGAAGGGUUAACUCGCUCCUCCUGGGGUCUACAGUUACCAAGUAUUGAGGAGAACCGAGCCGAUUGUACUUUGAAGACACUUGAAUCGGCAAAACCCUCCUAGUUGACAACCUGAAAUUUCUCUGACUUAGCAGUGAGGCAACCACGGCAGGCUUUUGACAAGUCUUGAUUCCAGUAGGAAAAGUCAAAAUAAUGUGUGUCUGCCAUGCCGAAAAUGAAGCCCUAAUGCCCUAUUACUAAAACAAACUACUAGGAAACCGAAUUGUCAGAAAAGGCUGGCUGAUAAAGACAUUACAGCCCAGAGUGGCUUUCCAGACUCUGAGAAGCUGGCUCUGUUAUAAAAAUCCUCCCAAUUUUAGUGGUUCUCUAACAUCAAGUUUCCACUUCUAUCUUCAAACCAGAAAAAAAAAAAGUUUCCAAGAGAUAUGGGACUCUUACAGCUUUGCAUUGCUAAGACAUCCUACUUGUCUUUUUAAGCCCAGUUCAUAAUUAAAUAACUCUCUAAGCUUGUGUAUAUAUUUUCAAAGACUAAGUCAGUGCAGUGCAAAAUCAGCCAGGUCCCUCCAAGGUAGAAAGGCUUGUGGUCCCAGUCUCGGACUCUGGAUCUCUCUUAGGAGGACCAGCCUACCUAACUAACAGAGUUCAUAAAGGCUCUUCAACAGAAGGUUCAUGACCCCUGGGUGAUGACCUUUCUUAUCCAAAGCAUCUCAUGAUAUUCAUUAAUAACGCAUGGAAGAACUUCAAUUUGUGCUCACCUGGAAAAAGCUCCCAUCCUUGAUGUACUGAAGAUUUUCAGUCCCCAUAGAUGACCUGGGGAAUGGUAACUACUUAACCAAGCAACAAGAGACUCCUUAUGCUGCGACGACUCUUCGCUGUCUCCGCUCCUGGAGAGCGCGGGAGCGAAGGCGCAUUGACCACGCUGGAUCCAGUACCCGGGCAGCUGGAAGACCUCGCGAGCGGCUGGGGGCGCUUCGAGGUACAGUCUCCUGGCUACGCCAUGGAUUUAGAACCUGAAGACUAUGAUAAUCGAACUCUCACAAGUGAGAACGGCACCGAGAUGGCCACGGCAUCCUACGAUCCUGAUUGGGGUGGUGGUGGUAAUAAGACCCGUAUAGAUGAUGUACAGGUCUUUGUCAUUGGUCUGUACUCGACCAUAAGUCUGCUUGGUUUUAUGGGGAACAUGCUUAUCCUUAUGGCCCUCAUGAAAAAAUGCAAACAAAAGACGAUUGUAAACUUCUUCAUUGGAAACUUGGCCUUCUCUGAUAUCUUGGUCGUGCUAUUUUGUUCACCUUUCACACUGUCUGCUCUCUUGCUAGAUCAGUGGGUGCUCGGUGAACUCAUGUGCCGUCUUAUGCCUUUCCUACAAUGUACAUCGGUGCUGGUUUCAACUUUGAUCUUAAUCUCAAUUGCUAUCGUCAGGUACCAAAGGAUAAAAUAUCCCCUUUCUAAAAGUUUGAGCAUCAGACAGGGCUGUUAUUUGGUUGGCCUUUCCUGGGCCAUUGGCUUUGUGAUUUGUUCCCCUCUUCCCAUCUUCUACAGGCUUGUAGAACCCAAUGGGAAUAAUGGUACAAAUACUACGGCCCCUAAGUAUGUAUGUAUUGAGGCCUGGCCAAAGGAGUCAUACAGAAUUGCCUUUUCUUUGUGUUUGCUGGUGGUUCAGUACAUACUGCCCUUGAUUUGUCUGAUUGUGAGUCAUACCAGUGUUUGCCGGAGCAUUACUUGCAAGAUGUCUACUAGGGAGAUGAAGAGGAGGCUUGAGGAGAAGGAGAAGAGGGAGAGGAAGGAGAAGAAGGAGAAGGAGAAGAAGGAGAAGAAGGAGAGAAAGGAGAGGGAGAAGAGAGAGAAGAAGGGGAAGAAGGAUAUGGUUGAGACAAUGGAGAUGAAGGAUAUGAGAGAGACAAGAGAGAUGAUGGGCGGAGAUAGAGAUCCAAGUGACAGAGAAGAUUACUUUGAUGAUGACCUGGAUGACAUAGAGGACUUAGAAGGCACGAUGGACAUGAAGGAUAUAAUGGAAUUGAGGGAGUUGAAGAGGGAAUUGAGAGAGAGGAGAGACAGGAGAGAGCGGAUGGGUAGGAGAGGGAGGAGGAAGAUGAGAGAAAUAGUGGAAAUGGAAGAUGUUGAAGAAGUGAUGGACCUUACUGAAAUGAUUGAAAUGCGAGAAAUAAGUACCCCGAGGAAUGUGAGAGAUAUGAGAGACAUGAGGAAUGUGGAAGAGAUUGAGAACAUGAUAGAAAUGAGAGAGGUGAGGCACGUGAGGGACGCGGAGGACAUUGAAGAUGUGAAUGACACAAUGGAAAUGAGAGACAUGCGGCACAUGAGGGGCAUGAGAGACAUGAGGGACCCGAGAGAGAUGAGGGACCCGAGAGACAUGAGAGACAUGAGGGACCCGAGAGACAUGAGGGACCCGAGAGAGAUGAGGGGCAUGAGGGACCCGAGGGAUGAGAUAAGAGACACGAAGGAAAGGAGAGGGAGGAGUUGGAAAAGGGGAAGGAGGGGAAGAAAGGGGAUGAGAGAAAUGGAAAUUAAGGAGAUUGAGGAGAUUGAGGAAUUGGGUUCAAUGUAUGGUAUGUAUGAGAUGGAAGAGAUGGAAGGGAUGAAUGAGCUGGGUGAGCUGAAUGAUCCGAAUAAUGGAGACGAUGAUUUGGAUGACAUGGAAGGCUAUGCGGCCAAGAACAGCGGCCACCAUAUUCAGCUCCCAAAGUUCCAAAGAUGGAGCUACACAUUAAGCCGAAAACACCGCAAGAUGUACAACAAGAAAAAAUCAUGCGUCGUACCUGUUUUACGCCAUCCUCCUCCUCCUCCAGAGGUACCACCCAAAGAGAUCGAAGAAGAAGAAGAAGAAGCAGCAGAACCUGAGAGGUGCAAGCUGACCAAUGCCAGUAAGAUCAUACCGGGGGUGCCCAUCUGCUUUGUGAUUAAACCUGAAGAAAACCAGUUAGAAGAGCCGGAAAUGCUGACCAUAUCCCGCUCCAUCUCGAGGAUCAGAAAGAGAUCUCGACGCGUCGUCUAUCGUUUAACCAUACUUAUAAUUGUGUUUGCUGUCAGCUGGAUGCCUCUGCAUCUUUUCCAUGUUGUUACUGAUUUUAAUGCUGGCCUUCUGUCUAAUAGGCAUUUCCGAUUGGUGUAUUGUAUUUGUCAUUUGCUUGGUAUGUUGUCUUGUUGCCUUAAUCCCGUGCUGUAUGGGUUCCUUAACAAUGGCAUAAAAGCAGAUUUGAUGGCUCUUUUGCGCUGCGUUUAGAAUCUGCUAUAUUUAGAAUCUGCCAUUUAAAGGUUGAAAAAAGAAAGAACAAAAGCUACGCUUCUCUAAAAUAUACAUAUAUAUAUAUAUAUAUUUAUGGCUGCUUUACAACAAAUAUAUUUUAUUGCAUGCAGAUUUAUUUAUGCAGGAGAAACAGACGCUCUGGAUAUGAAUUUAUUGGUGCCUAAUGAGUAAAAGACCAUUUAUUGACCCGCUAUAUAAUAUUACCAUUUCAUGUAGAUAUCGUGUGACAGAAUCGUGAAUGUCAAUCAAACUGCAACUUCAUUGUAAAAUGUUGUCCUAUUGUGUAUUAUUUCAUCUGUACCUUACAAGCAGCUGAAUAUAAUCAUCAUCCCAUGACUCGGAGAAGAAAGAAAACCUGCAAAAUAUUUAAUGGACAAAAUCUGAAUUAAUUAUUAUUGUGAUGUUUAAAUAAGACUUCUUGUUUGUGUGUUUCUUGAUGUAACAGCUAAAAGUUGUGUGUGUUUUUGUGUCUACUCUGUGGAAAAUGCAGAAACUAUUCAACUUUUGCCAGUUGAAUCAUAGCUAAAUGAGAAGUCCAUACUUUAAGAGAUGGUACAUCGUAUUGACUGUUAGGGGACCUUGUGAAAACACUGAAAAGAAAAAAUGUUUUCCCCCCUACAGUUAUGCUGUAAUAGAUGGUACAUUGUAUUGACCAUUAGGGGCCACUGUGGAAACUCCUAAAAGGAAAAAUGUUUUCCCCCCUAGAGUUAUGCUUUAAGCAAUGGUACAUUGUAUUGACAGUUAGGGGACACUGUGGAAAUACCUAAAUGGAAAAAAUGUUUUCCCCCCUUGAGUUAUGUUUGUGUCAGAUGGUUAAUUUGACCUUAUGUUCUGAAACAAUGAUGUCAUAACCUAAAGAUGGACUAAAACUCUUUGGCUAAACAUGUACAGAAAUAAUCUAUUAAAUGUUACUGCAAUGAA